This is a messenger RNA of Thelazia callipaeda (thelaziosis nematode), 936 nucleotides long. NCBI's taxonomy places the organism in Eukaryota, Metazoa, Nematoda, Chromadorea, Rhabditida, Thelaziidae. The record is from the annotation of a GenBank genome assembly.
AUGAUGGAAGCUAAUAAAAAUUUAUUUAGUGACAUUGAUAUUAUUGGAAUUAAUGAUGUGCCAACUUGUAGGGGCUUAAACAAACAAGGAUAUCAAUGCCAGUUGUGUAGUGCAGCAGUUCACAAAAAAUGCCAUGAAAAGAUGAUCAGUCAAUGUCCUGGAUCUGCAAAAAAUACCAAAGAAACAAUUUACUUGAAAGAACGUUUUAAAAUCGAUAUUCCUCAUCGUUUUAAAUUGUAUAAUUUCAAAAGUCCCACAUUCUGUGAUCACUGCGGAUCGCUACUUUAUGGCCUUUUUAAACAAGGAAUGAAAUGUGAAGUAUGUACGGUAGUGUGUCAUCACAAAUGUCAGCGUUACAUGCCUAACUUGUGUGGUGUUAAUCAAAAGCAGCUUUCCCAAGCGCUUUUUGAGAUCAAACGUGGAAGUCAAGGUCAAACAAGCACGCCGGUUGGUGUUGGUUCAGCUGCUGCAUCAGUUGGACCCAGUGUAGCGGUAGAAACACGUAGCGUUUCAUCUCCUGUAGGAAAUGGUUUGGCUGGCAGUGGCUGUAAAUUUCCUGACCGUUUCAAAGCAUUUUUUCGCAAUCAUAAUUAUAACUUGGAUAAUCAAAAUGAUAAUGAAGAAUACAUUAAUGCACCGUGGAGUACAGCAGAUGGCACCAGAAAGUACGGGCUACAUCAUUUCAACAUUUGUAAAGUACUUGGAAAAGGAAGCUUUGGAAAAGUACUAUUAGUGGAACUUAAAAAUAAAGAAGAAUAUUAUGCGAUGAAGUGCUUGAAAAAAGAUGUAAUAUUGGAAGAUGAUGACACUGAAUGUACAUUUAUCGAACGACGUGUUCUGAUCUUAUCAUCUCAAUGUCCAUUUUUAUGCCAGUUAUUUUGCUGCUUCCAAACAAAUGUAAGUUUUGGUUUAUCACAUAUCAAAGAUAUCAAUUAA